UUUUGCAGUUUAUGGUUUUGUUCAAACGAGCUUUGCAAUCCCUGAUCAGAGACAGAUUGUUCACUCACCUUCGCGUGGUCUCAAUAACCGCAGUCGGAUUUCUCAUUGGUUUAUUAUACCUUGGUAUUGGUAACGAUGGUAACAAGGUUUUCAACAAUACAGGAUGUUUGUUCUUUUCUCUGUUGUUCUUGAUGUUCACUGCACUCAUGCCCACAGUUCUCACAUGUGAGUACAACCAGUUAAGAUGUAUGUAAUAAGGAACUUAACUAAACAUGUACGAUAGUAAUGCGAGGAAAAAUCUUAUAAAACUGACCAUGUUGAAAAUAUUGCCUUGUAUUAACCAUCGAUCCUAUGUAUGUGCCAGACGGUCAUAUGUCUAGACCUUAUAUCAUUUAUUGGUGGUUUUCAGAGGAAAAUUGAGGAAAAUUGUGUCAAGUACUAUUGUAAUUUAUUGUAAACAGAGACUGGAAGGCUGCCUCAAAACCUCCCGUAGAACUGAAUAUUUAUAAAUUUCUCGUUCGUGCGUAUGUUAUUAAUAUUAUAUUUCGUGAACAUUAUUUUGUACAAUGUCAUACAGUUAUUCAAUGUCACCGUGGCUCCUGCCUAUUUAAAUUUUCCUACACUACUUUCUUCCUUCUUUUUAAUACAAUACGGAAGCAAGUAAAAGAGAACUUAUAUAUUAAUUUUCAGUUCCCACAGAAAAGCUAGUAUUUAUCAGAAAACAUUUGAACAACUGGUACAGUUUAAAGUCGUAUUACUUAGCGAAGACAAUGGCUGAUCUACCAUUUCAGGUAUAAUAUUACAAGCUGCCCCAAAACUAUAUCCCUUUACGCCCACUUUUUAGCAUUACUACGUAACUUGUAAUAAAAAGUUUCAAGUAUUUCUAAUAAAUUUAAUUAAUAACUACCAUCCAUAUCAUAUUUUGAAAGAUUUUCUGUGCAUGUCAAAAUGUUCACCUUAUAAUCUCUUUAUGAGAGUUGGUCAGUUUGAGCUGUCUAUCAAAUACCACAGGUUUCCUUCGGGUACAAAGUUCGUACUAAGCUGAUGGCCCUUAUACUGGGUUUCCAGGACGGAGCAUUUUAAACAUAACUAACAAGAGCUGUCCACUAUGAACUGAUAGUUUGUUGAUAAUAAACUGUAAUUUCUUAGUUUACUAAACUCAUUAAUGCAUGGAGAUAUUGAACUAUUCAACUCCAAACAUAAAUGCCCGAUUUUAUAUUUUCUUUUUCUCUUUCAGAUAAUAUUUCCGGUUAUCUACUGUCCUAUUGUAUACUUCAUGACUGAACAGCCAUACGAUGGGAUACGAUACUGGCAGUUUUUGACCAUUACUAUACUCACAUGUCUCGUUGCGCAAUCAAUUGGUCUGUUGAUUGGAGCUGUUGCACCGAGUUUGUCGGUGCGUAUUAAUUACUAACUACAUUGAUUGUCUGUGUUACUGUAGUUACUGGUUUGCAGAACGAACGAUUCACAUAGUUUAUUUAUAUGGUACAAAAUUGACUGUUUCCGCAAACAGCCUGCGAACACAUGUCGUUAGUUGUACUGAAGACUUCUAUAUACUGUAGUUAUACUGUAUGCAACGCGUUGCAAUGUUGUUGCAAUCUAGUUUGCAAGAUAUCGUUAAAGAGCAUUGUAUUCGUAACAUUACAUCUUGUGACGACACAGGAGCCAUAUUGUUUAAUUGGCUAGAGAAAGAUAUAAAACGCCCUUUAAUAAGAGAAAGAUAUAAAAGCCCUUUAUACUUUAUAUAUGGAUUUAAAUUUAAGAGCUCAACGAUCUUGUUCUUUAUUUCGUUUUAUAUCUAGACCGCCGUUUUCGUUGCCCCGAUAACGGGUAUUCCAGUCCUACUAUUCAGUGGAUUUUUUGUGAACUUUGAGACAAUCCCAAACUACAUGCAAUGGCUGACGUACGUCUCUUAUGCAAGGUACAGUUGGGAAGGUAUCAUUGUCGUCAUUUAUGGUAACAAUCGCGCUCCCCUUGACUGUGACGUAGGACGAUGUAUAUUUCGCAAUUGUUCGGAUGUUCUGUCGACAAUGGACGUAAAAGAGGACGCAUUGGAGCUGAAAGGAGCCAAAGUCUACCUCAAUUGUGUAGUCUUGGCGGGAUUUUUCCUAGUACUUCGUUUGGUAACGUAUUUAGUGCUACGGUUUAGAUUAUGGUCCCACAGGUGAGGCUAUAUUGAUAUAUUAUAAGCAUUAUAUAUGCCUAAACUACUGUGAAAGAUGUAUCCUGAAGUAAAUAUAAUUAACAUUAUAUUGGGUUUUUAAUUUAAUCACUGGGGGUUAGUUCGUAAGAUACAAGACUGGUGUACACUAUCAAACGAGUUUCAUAAAAGUCUGUGCAAGUGUAAAUCUACUUUACAAAGUAUUAAAGUCACUCUUAAUUGUUACCGAGUUUGUAAUCCCUUGUACACAGGUUUUAAUUGCAAAUAGAAACUGACGAAAGCUUUCUCAACAACGUUUUAUUCCGUGAUAUGACGCCACUUUAAAAGGACUUUCAUUGAUAGUGUAAAUCAGCCUGUAUAUAGGCUACCACUCGUAAGACUACGGUCAGCCGUGCAGAUCGUCUUCGAAAAACGUCGCAUUAACAGAAAGACAUUUUCCUUUGUAACUCGCAAUUGAAAGUAAUUAAGUAACUUGUUUUAUUUGCUUAGCUCGCGCCAUGGAGCUUUGUCUAGUUUACCGAGCAAGUGACAGGGGCCGGAAAGCAAUUUUAUGGUUGGAGUUGGUGGUGGUGGGACUUUGUAUUUCAUUCCAAAAUAGGCAAGAUAAGGAAACUUAAUAAGUAAAAAAGUGAAAGUAACAAAAAAUAUUGUUGAUAAGCACACCCCAUUGAUUUCUAUUCACAUUUUGUUGGUCUUAAUUAAAUGUUUGAGCGUAAUUGUCAUGCAGUUGGCCAUCUAAAGAUAACCUUCGAUGUAGCCAGAAUGCAACCUUGGUAUUCACUUCAUAUUUUACACUCCCUUACCACUUUACACGCCUUUCUCGUGAAAAUUAGCUCCACAACAACCGGUUCCGCAGUCCCCAAAUGAAAUGCGUUAUGUUUAAUUUUCUGUUGUCAACAAACUUUUAGCAACUUGCAAAUAGGCAUGUAAAGAAAAUGUGGGAAUACAAACGGUUCUUGACUUCGACUUGGAGCUUUCAUUAUAGCCAAUUAUUUCACGAUAUCCAAUUUUUCACGGCUUUAACGCCACAAACUCAGUUUAGUUGCGUGCCGGUGUUACAAUCAAUUUAGACAAUGCCCGUUGAUCGCAGUCUUAUGAUCCGCAGCCAUUUGUCCAGACCAUAUUAUCACCAAACCGCGCUUUUAAAUCAUGCACUUCAUGAUAUAGCUAGUUAAUAUUAUUUUCAUAGUUAUACAUUAUAGUAAAUGUUCUAUGCAUUGUUGUAAUAAAUGUUAUAUGAUAUCAGUGGCCAACCUGGAUGUUAUGUGUGGAACUACAGUACUUGUCACUUUCUUGUACGUUGGGUUCUAAUUACGUCGAUCACGUGCAUCACACGAUGAUAAAUAGCGGCCACAAAUCCAGAGCUAAGAUGACCUGCCUCAUCUUAACAGAACAUUGUAGUUGCUGGCGUGGACUGAAUAUUAUUAUAAGUAAUAGCAUAAAAAGAAGCGAAUUAGCUAUUAAAACGUCCCGCUCGAUGAGGGUUAAUUCCCUUGGGCGCCGCUCGAUGAGGGUCAUUUAGUAAAAUUUACUAAAUGACCCGAAUCGAGCGGCGCCCAAGGAAAUUUUACUAAACGACCCUCAUCGGGCGGGACGUUUCAAUAGCUAAUUCGCUUCUUUUUAUGCUAUUACCUUAUAAUAUCAUGAUUGCGGGUAUUCCCGUUGGCGUUGUUCUCGCAUUAAAAACCAAUUAACAAUAAAUAAUGGUAUAAAUUAAAUGGUAUAAUUGUUUUCCCUGUCUUUGUUUAGUUUUGGCGAUUUCAGAU
Molecule: messenger RNA, 3927 nt
Organism: Paramuricea clavata
Lineage: Eukaryota; Metazoa; Cnidaria; Anthozoa; Malacalcyonacea; Plexauridae
Source: the annotation of a GenBank genome assembly